AUGGUCAACUCCUGUUGUGGCUCCGUCUGCUCUGACCAGGGCUGUGGCCAAGGCCUCUGCGAGGAGAGCUGCUGCCGCCCCAGCUGCUGCCAGACCACCUGCUGCAGGACCACCUGCUGCCGCCCCAGCUGCUGUGUGUCCAGCUGCUGCCGCCCCUCCUGCUGUGUGUCCAGCUGCUGCCGCCCCAGCUGCUGUGGGUCCAGCUGCUGCCGCCCCUCCUGCUGUGUGUCCAGCUGCUGCCGCCCCAGCUGCUGUGGGUCCAGCUGCUGUGGUUCCAGCUGCUGCCGCCCCAGCUGCUGUGUGUCCAGCUGCUGCAGGCCCAGCUGCUGUGUAUCUAGUUGUUGCAGACCCUGGUGCUGCCAGCCUACCUGCUGCAGGCCCAGCUGCUGUGUGUCCAGCUGUUGUCGCCCAAUCUGCUGUGUGUCCAGCUGUUGCCGCCCCUCUUGCUGCCAGACCACCUGCUGUCGAACAACCUGCUGCCGCCCCAGCUGUUGUGGCUCUUGCUGCUGA
Molecule: messenger RNA, 510 nt
Organism: Choloepus didactylus (southern two-toed sloth)
Lineage: Eukaryota; Metazoa; Chordata; Mammalia; Pilosa; Megalonychidae
Product: keratin-associated protein 4-3
Exons: 1
Coding region: 1-510 (169 amino acids)
Cellular component (GO): keratin filament
Source: RefSeq, a predicted model, not a curated record